Molecule: messenger RNA, 4600 nt
Organism: Pseudophryne corroboree (corroboree frog)
Lineage: Eukaryota; Metazoa; Chordata; Amphibia; Anura; Myobatrachidae
Gene: LATS1
Product: large tumor suppressor kinase 1
Exons: 8
Coding region: 329-3697 (1122 amino acids)
Biological process (GO): G1/S transition of mitotic cell cycle; peptidyl-serine phosphorylation; positive regulation of apoptotic process
Molecular function (GO): ATP binding; protein binding; protein serine/threonine kinase activity
Source: RefSeq, a predicted model, not a curated record
GAAAGAAAUGGAGAAACGCUGCAGCUUCGAAUCCUAUACGGCGUGAUGACGUAGGUGGGCGGGGCACGUUAGCCGGCGGGUGACAGGGGGACGAACCGGAGCGAGAGAGGAAAAAAAAACAGCAACAUCCGGAAACCUAGCAGGCACAGGAGUGAGGCGCAAAAUGGCCGCCCGGAACUAAGCCGGAGCCGCAGAAGUUUGAGGUCCAUUGUGAUGGUUGAUUUCUUUACAAGCGAACGGCUGUCCUAAGAACGAUCUUCCACAACAAAGUCUUAACUGUCUGUUUAGCAUCGUCUCUGGAAGAAGUUGCACAGAUACAUGUGUUUUAAUGAAGAGGGGGGAGAAACCCGAGGGAUACAGGCAAAUGAGGCCCAAAACAUUCCCAGCAAGCAAUUAUCCUGGCAAUAGCAGGCAGAUGCUGCUGGAAAUCCGCGAAAGUCUCCGCCAUCUGCCCAAACCAUCUGAUGUGGUGAAGACUGAGCAAGGGCCAGCCAAAUCGGAGGAUCCCAGGCAGGGACGUAAUCCUCCCAAGUUUGUCACAUAUCACAAGGCUUUGGCUGAGAUUCGGAACUCCUUGCAGCCUUUUGCCAACGUGACAAGUACAUCCCAGAGAGGAGGGAAUGAAGUCAACAGAAAGAUGCUUCAUGACCUACAGAGUGCUGGGUUUGAUGAGGACAUGGUGGUUCAAGCCUUACAACAGACAAAUAGUCGCAGCAUAGAAGCAGCAAUUGCAUAUAUUAGCCGAAUGAGUUACCAGGAGUCCUAUCGGGAGCCACAGAUCACCCCUGCAGCAAGAUCUAUCAACACAGCAAUGAAGCCUCCAGGUAGCAUCCAACAUUCUGUGAUUCGCAGACAGAGCUGGAAAGGUUCAAAGGAGUCUCUAGUCCCACAGAGACACAUAUCACCAUUGUCUGACAGCGUUGUAUAUGGUGGAUCGGAAAUGCCGGGUUCCCAAUCGGAGAUGGGAAGACCGCUUUCUGGAUCAGGCCUCCCUGCCUUUGCCCAACAAAUGCCAGUAAAUGGCCAGAGAGUGAAUCCACCACCGCCACCGCAAGUAAGAAGUGUUACACCUCCACCACAACCUCCUCCCAGAGGUACAACUCAAUCACCACAAUCCUGGGAACCCAACUCUCAGACAAAGCGUUAUUCUGGCAAUAUGGAAUUCCUUAUUUCCCGUAUUUCCCCAGUCCCAUCUGGAGGUUGGCAAGAGGGUUAUCCUCCUCCAAAUAUUAACUCUAUGCAAAUGCUUAACCCACAAACUCAAGGACAGAGGUCUAUGAAUUCUGUUCCAGUGGGAAGGCAGCCCAUCAUCAUGCAAGGUUCUGGCAACAGUAAGUUUGGUUAUUCGGUGAGGCCUGGCAUCCAGAAUGGUAAUGGGCAAACUGAAUUCAUAACACACCAGGGGGGGAGCAAUAUGGGGAGGUCCCAACCUCCGUCAUAUGCGGUUUCAAAUGGUCCAAACAAUACAGCAUUACAGAUGCAAGGGAGUAAUGGACCCAUGUCACCUUCUGCUUAUAGUAAUGGAAAUAUGCCCUCAUCUGUGCUAGCACCAAAUCGAAACAGCCACAAUAUGGAGCUAUACAACUUAGGCAUGCCGAGUCACCCAACUUCAUGGCCUCAGUCCUCAUCAAACCAAUCACCUCCAGGGAAUCAUGAGAUGACACCUUGGCAAAACAAUAUACCUGUAAGGUCCAAUUCUUUCAAUAAUCCAAUGGCAAUUCGCCAGGUGCAUCCUGCUAACACACAGCCUUCUGCCACAACUGUGACUGCAAUCACUCCUGCUCCUAUACAGCAACCUGUAAAAAGUAUGAGAGUGUUAAAGCCAGAGCUUCAGACUGCACUGGCCCCAGCUCAUCCCUCUUGGAUGACUCAGAGUAUACAGCCAGGACUUUACUCUGAAGGAGUUCCUCACAACAAUGGCUUGCUGCCAUCACAAACUGAAGCACCAAAUUAUCAAGGACCACCCCCUCCUUAUCCAAAGCACUUACUACAGCAAAACACUCCUGGGUACGAGACAGGCCUGAAAUCAAGCAAAGAAGAAACACCUUUGUCUUCCAGUAUCCAGGAAGAUGGCGAUAAGAACUCUGAGACCACUAUGGAAACCACAGAGAAAGAAAAGAAACAGAUCACUACAUCACCUGUGCCAGUCAGAAAGAACAAGCGAGAUGAAGAGAGAAGGGAGUCUCGUAUUCAGAGCUACUCACCUCAGGCUUUCAAGUUCUUCAUGGAGCAGCAUGUGGAAAAUAUACUAAAAUCUCACCAUCAGAGACUACACCGCAAGAAGCAGCUGGAAAACGAGAUGAUGCGAGUUGGACUGUCACCAAAUGCCCAGGACCAAAUGAGGAGAAUGCUGUGUCAGAAGGAAUCUAACUACAUCCGGCUUAAGAGAGCCAAAAUGGAUAAAUCCAUGUUUGUAAAAAUCAAGACUCUUGGAAUCGGUGCCUUCGGAGAAGUGUGUUUAGCCAGAAAGACUGAUACCAAUGCUUUGUACGCAAUGAAAACUUUACGGAAGAAGGAUGUGUUACUGCGCAACCAAGUAGCCCAUGUCAAGGCUGAGCGAGAUAUCUUAGCGGAGGCAGACAAUGAAUGGGUAGUACGACUGUACUAUUCUUUCCAGGACAAGGACAACCUAUACUUUGUCAUGGAUUAUAUUCCAGGUGGUGAUAUGAUGAGUCUCCUGAUUCGCAAGGAAGUUUUUCCUGAGGACUUGGCCCAGUUCUAUAUAGGAGAACUUACCUGUGCUGUUGAGAGUGUUCACAAAAUGGGCUUCAUUCACCGUGACAUCAAGCCUGACAACAUCCUUAUAGACCGUGAUGGCCACAUAAAGCUCACAGAUUUCGGGCUAUGCACUGGGUUUCGGUGGACUCAUGACUCAAAGUAUUAUCAGAGUGGCGAGCACCUGCGACAAGACAGCAUGGAUUUUAGCAAUGAAUGGAGUGAUCCAGCAAAUUGCCACUGUGCUGACCGACUUAAACCUCUUGAGUGGCGAGCGGCAAGACAGCAUCAGCGGUGCUUGGCGCAUUCUCUGGUUGGCACCCCCAACUACAUAGCACCAGAGGUUCUAUUGCGUACAGGAUAUACGCAGCUUUGUGACUGGUGGAGUGUUGGAGUCAUUCUUUAUGAAAUGCUUGUUGGAAAGGCUCCAUUCCAUGCAGGGUCACCAAUGGAAACACAAAUGAAAGUGAUCAAAUGGCAAACCACGCUGCACAUCCCUCCUCAAGCAAAUCUUUCCCCAGAAGCUUCUGAUCUAAUUGUGAAGCUGUGUCGGGGCCCUGAAGAUCGUUUAGGCAAGAAUGGCGUUGAUGAGAUUAAAGCUCACACUUUUUUAAAAAAUAUUGACUUCUCUAGUGAUUUGCGACAGCAACCUGCCCUUUAUAUUCCAACCAUCACUCACUCUACAGACACUUCCAAUUUUGACCCAGUAGAUCCAGACAAACUCUGGAAUGAUGAAGACAAGGAUGGAAAUAAAAAUGACACCCUGAAUGGGUGGUACAAGAAUGGCAAACACCCUGAGCAUGCAUUCUAUGAGUUCACUUUCAGGAGGUUCUUUGAUGAUAAUGGACACCCAUACAAUCACCCCAAACCCAUUGAAUAUGACUAUGAUGAAACACAGGACACUGGCCACCAACAGCCUAAUAUAGAAGCGAGUGAUCCUGUUGCGAAGAGACCUCCAAAUAGGGAUUUAGUUUAUGUAUAAAGAAGGCACACACAUGGAUUCUAGAUUCUAGUCAAUCAUGACGAAUGACUGAAGUAAGUUUUUGUUUCUGCUACACAAGAAACCUGGAAAAAACCCCAGAAAUGAGCCCAUUUAGCGUGCAGACUGUAUUGCUUCUGCACUAUUGGUAAUGAUAGAUUUCAUGUAAGCAGCAUCUGUCACUGCUAAAUGUUCUAGAACAAUUCUGGAAUGCACCCCACUGACUUUUUAAACUAGGAAAGGACAUUUGUCUUACUGCAGCACCUUGUUUUUACACUUUUUGUGAUUAUAAAGUACUCUGUUCUAUUGGGCACAUAAUAUAGUUCUUAUGAAUGGACUGGGGAGUUUAACUUUAAUAAACUGCAAAGGUACAAUUUUUGCAAGACAAUGAGGGACAUUUAUAUUAAAAGGUUGCGUCAAAGUCUCAAACCAGUUAUAUUUCAAUCUUGGAUAUGUAGUUGCAAGUAUUUAUAAAUCCUAAAUAAUCAUUUGAAUUAUAUGUGGGUCCUAUCAAGGGAUUUAAAAGUAAAUUUUGUCUGUCCGAUACUUCACAUUUAGUUUUUAAAUCAUUGCACAUGACACAAACGUCAAUAACAACAAACGAGGAAACAUAAUUGUUUGGGGGAUGUUGUUUUUUUGUUUUUUUUUAGUUAUGAGGUAUUUAUAAAAUAUAUUAAAGCAUUUGUUCUGUCUUUGUCACAAGAAUGUGAUUAGAAUUGUACCGUGCUACUUUUAUCUCAUGGCACUGGAAAGCAAUCCUUUUGUGAAUGUCCCUCAAUAUAGGUGAAAAUUUUACUUCUACGUGUCAUCUUGGUUACUAGUUCUUUUAAAUUGUAUUUAGAGAUUAUAUAUUGUUUAAACAAGAAUUAAAACAAUAAAAUUGUUAGUAAUGGUGUAUAGAAGAAA